This is a messenger RNA of Pseudozyma flocculosa PF-1, 252 nucleotides long. RefSeq lists its product as uncharacterized. NCBI's taxonomy places the organism in Eukaryota, Fungi, Basidiomycota, Ustilaginomycetes, Ustilaginales, Ustilaginaceae. The transcript is spliced from 2 exons. Bases 1 to 252 code for a protein of 83 amino acids. The record is from RefSeq and is a predicted model, not a curated record.
AUGUCUGACACCGGUCGCCAGGGAUUCGCUGACAAGGCUUCGUCGGCCAUCAAGCCCGACUCGCAGAAGUCGACUGGCGAGGUUGCUAAGGAGAAGCUCGACAACGCCGCCGCCACCCUGCAGCCCGACUCGACCAAGUCGACCUCCCAGCAGGCCGGUGACAAGCUCUCGGGCUCGGACAAGUCGGACGAGUCGCUCCUCGACAAGGCCAAGAACGCCGUCGGCCUCAACAACAACAACACCACCGCCUAA